Molecule: messenger RNA, 849 nt
Organism: Teleopsis dalmanni
Lineage: Eukaryota; Metazoa; Arthropoda; Insecta; Diptera; Diopsidae
Exons: 2
Coding region: 220-594 (124 amino acids)
Source: RefSeq, a predicted model, not a curated record
UAAGAGAAUUAACAACGCAAAGUGAGAAAGAAUUGGAUUAAAAUUAGUCACAAAAACCAAAACCACAAAAGUGUUUUUAAAAAGGAUUUAAAGGAUUAAACAAACUAUAUAUAUAGAAGAAUAUAACUACAAGAACUUCAUUGGAUUAUUUUACAAAAUUUUAAUAAAUUUAAAUUUUGAUUAAAUAACAGAAAAGUCAAUCGUGCAUCAACUAACAAAAUGACGCAAAUGCAUUUCCUGUUUUGGAUGUAUUUAUUUACAUUGAUCAGCAUCAAAUAUCUACACAUCGAGGCAAAGCCAGCAUCUUCAGAUACUGUGAUCUUACCUGCAGCAUCCAACGUUCAACGCCUUGAUAAAGCCUAUACCUCAAGUAAGAUUGAUAGUCGCUUAACACGCUUACGACGUGGUUACUACUAUGUGGACGACGACUAUGUCGAUGAGGUGCCAGUUGCAUAUGUGCCGGAAGCUGCAAAACGCGCAGCUGAGCGGCGUCAGGAUAGAACACGGAACAGUCUGCAAUACACUCCUGUUGUCAAAUACAAGCAUACACGUGCCAAGAAGAAGAAGCUCUUCGUACCAAAUUUCUUUGGUUAAAUUUGUAUGGAAGAGCAUGACUGCUCAAAAGUCAUCAAAAGUGACAAAAGCAUAGCACUGGGGGGAUCAUAGAACUGGGGAACAUAGAACAAUUUAUGUGUUCACGUGAUUGUAUUUGUAAGAGUACAAAGUGAUUUUUAGAUAUAAUUUUUAAAUAUUUAUAUUUUUAAGAUUAUUUAUAUAAGUCUGCAAAGCAAACACGUGCCUGCCUUUAUAUUAGAUGUCAAAAAAAUUAAUUUAUAAGUGAAACAUGUC